Molecule: messenger RNA, 534 nt
Organism: Parnassius mnemosyne (clouded apollo)
Lineage: Eukaryota; Metazoa; Arthropoda; Insecta; Lepidoptera; Papilionidae
Source: the annotation of a GenBank genome assembly
AUGAAAUCUAAUUUAUUUAAGAAAAUUCAAAACGGGCGGCUAAAGAUUCCCCCGCCAACAAAGUUGCCGGAAGCUGACAUAGGAAUGCCUUAUGUUGUCGUAGGUGAUGAUGCAUUUAGUCUCACAAACUAUAUGAUGAAACCAUACUCAAAAAAUCAUGCGUCUCAAGAUAGGUCAAAACGAAUUUUCAACUACCGCCUUAGUAGAGCAAGAAGAACAUCCGAAAACGCUUUUGGCAUAUUAUGUCAACGAUUUCGAAUAUUUUUUUCACCUAUGGCAGUAAACCCUCGUGUAGUAGACAAGUUGGUUAUGUCAGCUUGUAUCAUCCAUAAUAUGAUGAGUUCUUUGGUCAUACACGAUUCAGACAGAAAUACUCUUGAAAUGCCUUCUGAAAAUGUAAUUCCUAUGGCGCGUAUACCGGGAAGAAGUUAUAAUAUAAAUGGUUCGGUGACACGUGACUUAUUCAAGCAGUAUUUCAACAGUGAUCAUGGUAGUGUACCUUGGCAAGACAGUGAAGUAGAUAGGACAAGUUAA